AAAGUAUUUCUAUUUAUGCUCACUGCCCAAACCAAACCUACCUUCAAAAACUCCAUUACAAUUAAAUCUCUGUUCCUCUCUGAUUUCUUACCCUUCCAAGACAAAAAAAAUAUUCUUCUUUUAUUCUCCCCUUUGUUUUCUUCAAAUAGUGACUGUCACAAAAGCUCGUCGACUAAACCCAGUUCCCAAAUUAGAUUGUGAUCAUGGAGGGUAGAAGGAGGGCUAGCCAGAGAAGAUCACAAAGCAAGAAGCCGCCGCGUGGGUAUUGGCAGCCUAAGAUCCCCGCGUGGGAGAAAGAGUUCUGCAAAGUGGUUGGAUCGAUGGACUGGGAGACAUUACUGCAGAUGAAGAGAUUUAUGCACUUAUACGACAAGGUGAUGGAGUGGAACGACUCUGCAGGCGAGGAAGCAUUCAGCAACGCCAAGAAACGGUACUGGGCCAACAAAAACGGCUUAUCCUGUCACGUGUCACUGCCUGAUCCCGAUCUUUACAUUGACAAGAUCAAUUGGGAUUCAGACAAUGAUCCCGAGCUGCUGUUGCCAGAUGUCGUGAGCCUGGCCGCGAGUCCCCAGACAGAGGAAGAUCAGUAUCACGACCCUGUCGUGAUCUUUGGCGAUUCUGCCAUUCCGGACAAUGUUUUUGCUACCGUAGGCUGGGGUGAUUGGGAAGAGAACUUCGUUGCUCCGGCUGCUUGUUCAUCCACUAAUUAUCUCGAUCCAUGGAACGAGCGGGGCCCAUCUGGGUGGUCGGGGUAUCAUAACAACGGAUGGCAAGGCUACUCCAACGACACGUGGCAAUACAACAACGGGAGCAGGCAAUGGGGAGGUGAUUGGAGUUGGAACUAUGCUAAUCAUUGUUAUAGUAACUACGUGGGAACCGACACAAGAGACGCGUGGGGAGAUGGGCGCUGGAACGACAACCCGACGACCGGAUUUGUGUCUCAGUCUGAUUCAGUCCGUGCACACCCCUAGAGCAAUGCUUGUGUUAAAUGUGAAUUUUGUGUAGUAUUUUGAUGUUGAGAAUUCAUUCUAUUUAGGUCGAGAUGUUUUGUGUAGCCAACCGCUUGAGAUGAUAGAGAUGUGAGGUUAUUUGAUGUAUGUAUACAUUAUACAGUUAGUAGGAGAAUUCUCUUAAUUUUAUCAA
Molecule: messenger RNA, 1143 nt
Organism: Salvia hispanica
Lineage: Eukaryota; Viridiplantae; Streptophyta; Magnoliopsida; Lamiales; Lamiaceae
Source: RefSeq, a predicted model, not a curated record